AUGUUAAACGUCACCAACAGCCCAAAUGUUUACCGACGAUAUCCCGACGGACUGCUUAUCAAACGCUUCUUACCAGAGGUAUUUGAACUGAAGCUCUACGCCUCGCCGAUAUGGUUUGUAGUAGGUUUGAUCGGCAACCUCAUAUCCUUCUUCAUUUGGGUCUCCUAUCGACAACGGGGCAAAAAUAGCUCCGCAGUCUACUUGGCUACCCUUGCACUGACUGAUCUCCUUCUUAUCGUCUGCCUCUUCACUGAAUACCUUCGGCUCUACCUAUUCCUCAGUUCCUUGUUAUCCGUUAAUGGAAUGUGCCAGCUCUUCCAAGGGGUCUUUCUCUUUCUCCAAUACUACUCUAUCGUCCUCACCUUUGGCUUUACUUUGGAGCGUUGGAUAGCCAUCUGCUACCCAUUCAAACGCCAAAAGCUCUGCUCCACUACUCGAGCCCUAGUAGGCGUCUGCAUACUCGCCAUUAUUGUUGCAUGCUUCUCUAUAUUUUUCGCCUCUACAUGGGAAGUGGUUGAUGGGGCUUGUAUUCUUGCUAACCACUGGCAAAAUGACACUACAUUUUCCAUUUAUCUCAGCACUACGGAGUGCAUCUUCUCCCUUAUUGUCCCAAUCGCUACACUGGUGUUUAACAUCCUUGUUCUUCGGGAAAUCGGUCAUUUAGUAAAGUCGAAACUCCUCGUAAGUCGUGAAAAGUCAUCGACUCCUCACGUUUCCAUUGUUCGACGCCUACAACGCAAUCAAAACUCCCAAAAUCAGCAGCAAGUUACAGGAGAGGGAGCAAUCGAGCAAUCCGCAGAGCCCCUUGUUCUAGGAGCAAAGCACAGUAGCGCGCAUGCCAGUGCAAAGGAGCAGGCCAACUUCCAAGCAGUAACUCUAAUGCUUGUGAUCCUCUCCUUCUAUCUCAUUCUCUGCACCCUCCCUGUAGGCAUUGUAUUUGUGGUACAGAUGCGAUUCACCGACAUACCCGAUGAUAUCACUGAUGAAGAGAUUCUCGUAAAUCCCGCGUGGCAGCAGUAUCUGCGUUUCCUCACAGCUAAGGAGAUUAUUGACUUCCUCUGCUCUUCCCACUAUGCCUGCAACUUUAUCAUAUACAUCCUUACAGGCAAGAGCUUCCGCCAGCAUCUCAAAGAUAUUCUCCUUUGUCGUCUUCAGCAAACUCGAACAGAGAUAACCUCUGUCCAUCAUCCGAAGGCGACUAGCAUAAGGGAGAAGAUCAGGCGGGUGGACAAGCCAAUGCUGAAGACAAAGGCGGAAGGGCGUAGCUACAGCCACAAUGAUUUCAACUGUCAUGCAAAUAAGAGGAGGGCUUAA
Molecule: messenger RNA, 1314 nt
Organism: Hydatigera taeniaeformis
Lineage: Eukaryota; Metazoa; Platyhelminthes; Cestoda; Cyclophyllidea; Taeniidae
Source: the annotation of a GenBank genome assembly